GCGACUUCCACGCGGUGCCCCACUGCUUACACCUGCCCCAGAGACUCCUGAGAAGAUGCCGAAAGUCAAGUCCGCGACGAGUGGUCGCCGGCGCGAGCGGCAGGAGCAGCGCCGGGAGCUGAAGCGAGCCGGAGGACUCAUGUUCAACACAGGGAUUGGGCAGCACAUUUUGAAAAAUCCUCUAGUUGUUAACAGCAUUAUUGAUAAGGCUGCUUUAAGACCUACUGAUGUGGUGCUGGAAGUUGGGCCUGGAACUGGCAACAUGACUGUGAAGCUGUUAGAAAAGGCCAAAAAGGUAGUUGCUUGUGAACUUGAUCCAAGGCUAGUAGCUGAACUUCACAAAAGAGUUCAGGGCACGCCUCUGGCCAGCAAACUCCAGGUCCUGGUGGGAGAUGUAUUAAAAUCAGAUUUGCCGUUCUUUGAUGCUUGUGUGGCAAACUUGCCUUAUCAGAUCUCCUCUCCUUUUGUCUUCAAGUUGUUACUCCACCGACCAUUUUUCAGAUGUGCUAUACUUAUGUUUCAAAGAGAAUUUGCUCUUCGUUUAGUUGCAAAACCUGGAGAUAAAUUAUAUUGUAGACUCUCCAUUAAUACACAGCUUUUAGCACGGGUGGACCAUCUAAUGAAGGUGGGGAAGAAUAACUUCAGACCGCCCCCCAAGGUGGAGUCCAGCGUUGUAAGGAUAGAACCCAAGAAUCCACCACCACCUAUCAAUUUUCAGGAAUGGGAUGGCUUAGUAAGGAUCACUUUUGUUCGGAAAAACAAGACACUGUCCGCUGCAUUCAAAUCAAGUGCAGUACAACAGCUGUUGGAAAGAAACUACAGAAUCCACUGUUCAGUACAUAAUACUGUAAUACCAGAAGAUUUCAGUAUAGCAGAUAAAAUACAGCAAAUCCUAACCAGCACAGGUUUUAGUGACAAACGGGCCCGUUCCAUGGACAUAGAUGACUUUAUCAGGUUGCUACAUGGGUUCAAUGCAGAAGGUAUUCAUUUCUCCUAGCCACUUGGAAACAACUUUUUCAAGACCAAGGAAAAAAAAAUGAAAUUAUGUUUCUAAUAUUUGAGAAUAUGUUUUUGUUCUACAGUACACUUUUCAGAAUUAUUAUUUAAUAAUACAUUUGUACCAUUUAUUAUC
This is a messenger RNA of Psammomys obesus (fat sand rat), 1132 nucleotides long. It is a transcript of the gene Dimt1, whose product is annotated as DIM1 rRNA methyltransferase and ribosome maturation factor. The transcript has 12 exons. Gene Ontology annotation, biological process: rRNA methylation. Gene Ontology annotation, molecular function: rRNA (adenine-N6,N6-)-dimethyltransferase activity. Lineage: Eukaryota; Metazoa; Chordata; Mammalia; Rodentia; Muridae. Bases 56 to 997 code for a protein of 313 amino acids. Gene Ontology annotation, cellular component: mitochondrial matrix. The record is from RefSeq and is a predicted model, not a curated record.